AUUACGUGCAUAAUGUCAUUUAAUUUUUUAUAUUGUUUAUGUUUAUCCACCGCGUUGUCUAUUCAGUUCAAAGUUUACUUAUUAAUUCCCUAAAACACACAGUCGUUACUUGUGCAACGCCUUUUGAAAUCCGAAGAAUGUCCUAAGUCCUGAUGACACGGACUGAAUUCUAAUCGUAAUACGGUUUGAUAUAAAAGCGUGGAGGAUCGCCUCAUGUCAACAGUCAUUUCGAAGUUUUCGACACGGGCAACAUGAAGUUCCAAGCAGUCCUUUUCGCCGCUUCUCUGGCUAUCGCGAGUGGGGGAGUCGUCGUCCCUGCUUAUUACUCGUCCGCUUAUUACUCACCGUAUGCUGCUGCACCGUUCGUAGCAGCUCCUGCUGCAUACGUGGCCGCCCCGAAUCCGGUCGUGGCACGCGCGUCAAGAGUUGUCGGAGUGCCCGGUUUCGCCGCCCGUUAUACUUCCUACGUCGCCCCGAGCGUAGUCGCACAGUACCCUGCUGUAGUCGCCGAGCCGGCUCGGUUAGCCGUCGCACCUGUUGCUGCCGCCGCCCCGUUGCCCGGUCCUGCUAGGCUCGCGGCAGUCUCCCCAGUCGCCCCGCUGCCCAGUCCAGCGCGAUUUACAGCAGUCGCACCGUUGCCCAGUCAACCGAGAUUCGCAGCUGUUGCACCGGUUUCGGGCCCAGCGAGGGUAACCGCUGUCGCUUCAGCAGCUCCGGUCGGUUCUGCAGAAAACGCCAGAACCGCUCCAGCACGAGUCGUGGGCCAGACCGCAGCCAGGAACACCGUUGUGUAAUCAAUUAUAUUAAUUGAAAU
Messenger RNA from Cimex lectularius (bed bug), 814 nucleotides. Its product is annotated as calphotin-like. NCBI's taxonomy places the organism in Eukaryota, Metazoa, Arthropoda, Insecta, Hemiptera, Cimicidae. The transcript has a single exon. The record is from RefSeq and is a predicted model, not a curated record. Bases 252 to 794 code for a protein of 180 amino acids.